AUGGAGAAGGCUCCUGGGCUGGUGACUGCUGCCAUGACUUACUUGAAGCCUCCACUGGCCACAUUUUGUCAGUAUGCCAAGGUUAGCUGGUUCCCCAACCCUGCUGAAAUCUCUACAGCUAUUCAGAGAGGGAAAGAAAUCAUUCAAAGCGCUAAAACUGGUAGCUGCAAACAGCUUACAAUUAAGGAAGCUGUGCUGAAUGAUUUGGUGGCCACUGAGGUGUGGACGUGGUUUUAUAUCCAAGAGACAGAUCAUAGGCAAACAUGGCAUAGUUGGCUAUGA
Molecule: messenger RNA, 282 nt
Organism: Psammomys obesus (fat sand rat)
Lineage: Eukaryota; Metazoa; Chordata; Mammalia; Rodentia; Muridae
Product: ATP synthase subunit g, mitochondrial-like
Exons: 1
Coding region: 1-282 (93 amino acids)
Biological process (GO): proton motive force-driven ATP synthesis
Molecular function (GO): proton transmembrane transporter activity
Source: RefSeq, a predicted model, not a curated record